This is a messenger RNA of Aspergillus oryzae RIB40, 1713 nucleotides long. RefSeq names its product type 2C protein phosphatase PTC1 (gene ptcG). Gene Ontology annotation, biological process: protein dephosphorylation. NCBI's taxonomy places the organism in Eukaryota, Fungi, Ascomycota, Eurotiomycetes, Eurotiales, Aspergillaceae. The record is from RefSeq and is a predicted model, not a curated record. The transcript has 2 exons. The coding region runs from base 1 to 1713 and encodes 570 amino acids. Gene Ontology annotation, molecular function: protein serine/threonine phosphatase activity; cation binding.
AUGUUCAGUGGCUCCUCGAGCCCACCCAAAGACAAGUCGAAUUCAGUUCCACAUUCCGGCGCUGUCGAUACACAAUCUCUAAGUGUACAUCCCGAGGAAGGCUCUGCAGCCCAAACCAGCAAGUCUCUGCUUUCCGGAGGUUUCUUUACGAGAAGGACUAGCGAGGACCAGGCCCCUGCCGGGGAGAAGAAGCGCCGGAGUAGCACAGUCACGAAAGCGGCGACGUUUUUCACCAACGCUAAGAAUUCACUGAGUUUGAGUAGUAGUCCUCGUGAAUCUUCGUCGUUUAAUUACACGGUUCGAUCUCCGCAAACGUUGCAGUCGCUUGGGAGCAUGGACCCGGCAUUGAGUGUCCCACAAGGGUCAUUGAACAACUCUGCUGGCGAUUCGCUACCAACUCCUCGCUCAUCGUUUAAAGUUGGUGUCACAGAAGAUCGGAAUCGAAAAUGUCGCCGGACUAUGGAAGAUACCCAUGCAUAUCUCUACAACUUUUUGGGGACCCCCGCACCAUUAGCCCGGGCUGAUGGCGAGAACGAGGCUGGUUCUUCCCUCGCACCCGAUGAAGCGUCUAGUGUUGUUGAAACCGACAAUGGGUAUUUUGCCAUCUUCGAUGGACAUGCCGGCACAUUCGCUGCUGAAUGGUGUGGGAAGAAAUUACAUCUGAUUCUAGAGGAUAUAAUGAAGAAGAAUCCUAAUACUCCCGUUCCCGAACUUCUCGACCAAACAUUUACUACUGUCGAUCAACAGUUAGAGAAGUUGCCUGUGAAGAACAGUGGGUGUACUGCUGUCAUUGCCCUUCUGCGAUGGGAAGACCGGAUCCCCAGUUCGCAUUCGGCAACUGGCUCUUCGGCACUCGCUCCCGCAGCAGCCGCAGCCGCAGCCGCAAAGGGCGAUUCCAAUUCAGAGGCCGAUGACACACCCACUCAAGCAACUAGUUCUGGUCCGUCAAUUCUGCCGAAACUACAAGAGAAAGCUAUACGGCAACGAGUCUUGUACACGGCCAAUGUGGGUGAUGCUCGUAUAAUUUUAUGUCGCAACGGCAAGGCGCUUCGGUUGUCCUACGAUCACAAAGGUAGUGACGAAAAUGAGGGCAAGAGAAUAGCUAACGCCGGGGGUUUGAUACUUAACAACAGAGUAAACGGCGUUCUUGCAGUGACUAGAGCCCUGGGUGAUGCUUAUCUCAAGGAUCUCGUUACCGGACACCCGUAUACCACGGAGACCGUGGUCCAACCGGACUCUGAUGAAUUUAUCAUAUUGGCCUGCGACGGGCUGUGGGAUGUCUGCACUGACCAGGAAGCUGUGGAUCUUGUUCGAAAUGUUCCAGACGCCCAGGAGGCAUCUAAGAUCCUGGUCGAUUAUGCUCUUGCUCGCUUUAGCACUGAUAACCUUUCGUGCAUGGUUAUCCGGCUUGAUACGAAUCGUGUCAAGGAGGUCAUCAACAAGACAGCUGAGCCAAUUGGUGUGGCUGGCGAUCCAUCUAUGGAUGUCGAGCAUGGCGUGAGCGAAGCAGACAAGAUCAUUGAGGGGGCAAGAAAGAGCAUGGCCAAUGCAGACAUUGCCGACGAUGGCGAAACGGCUGAGAAGGGCAAGAACGAUAUUCUGCAUAAAAUGGUCGAUGGCGAGCCCGGCCCAGAGAUGUCAUUGGACGAUUCUAAUGAUGCACCGACCGUCAGCCACCUAAACAAGACUAAUGCAAAUAACGGGAUUCCCUAA